UGUGAAGUGUUUUGGCGCCGGAAGCUUUCAUUUCGCGAAAAUUUAAUUAACAUAUUAUCCGCAAGUCCUCGAAUUAUUAAGAUAUAAUUAUGUGUGCUUAUCUGUCUGACCUGCGGGCAUGACUAUUCAAUUGAGAAAUUGCAACAGUUUCCAUAUUUUCGUUGCAUACAAUAUAAAAGUUUGGCGGUGCACCUGGAGCACCAACGGCUUCUUGCUAGCCAGGAGCUGCGCGCAUACCCAUUCCAAAAAAUAACGGAUCUAUGCCUGAUUAAUUGGCGGCUGCAUCGUGUACCAGUGUGGCCAGACAGAUGACAGAGCUGCCAACACGUGUCAAACAACAGCUGAGCGUCGAUGUGCAAUUUGUGGCGCCUGUUAUUUUACACCUUCUGUAAACCGCUGAAUUAUUUGGAUACAUUAAAAUGAACACGCUGCGGCCGUGCGGCUGCAAAGGUGUGCGCACCUGCCUCACCUGUGAGCAGGACUUCCAAAUCGAUAAACCAUCUCUGCAGCAGCAAUUGCAACAGCUGGAAUCCUGGUCCUAUUGCACACAAUGUGAACGUCUAUACGCCGGCUGGGACACGCAGGCGGUGCAGGCGGCACAUCCGGAUCACAAUUUGGCUGAGAGUCUGCCACUGCCAGGGAUAUUGGUGCAGGAGCAGUUUCUCACGAGCGCAGAAGGCGCACAGCUUAUGUCCGACCUGGACGCGCUGCCCUGGGCCAUUUCGCAGAGCGGUCGACGCAAACAGAAUUACGGGCCGAAAACCAACUUUAGGAAGCGUCGCCUCCAAUUGGGUGCCUUCGAGGGCUUUCCCGCUGCCACACGCUUUGUGCAGCAACGCUUCGAGUCGGUGCCGCUGCUGCGCAACUUUCAAACUAUUGAACAAUGCUCGCUGGAGUAUGAUCCCAGCAAGGGCGCCAGCAUAGAUCCGCAUGUGGACGACUGCUGGAUAUGGGGCGAGCGUGUGGUCACCGUCAAUUGCCUCGGCGAUGCUGUGCUCACGUUAAACCUCUACGAGGAGCACCAGGCUAGCAAAUAUAACUUGGACUUGGUGCAGCAAUACAAAGCACAGCUGCUGGCGCCGCUCUUGUCGCCGGACCAGCUGGCGGCCUACAAGGGCAAGGUGCUACGCAUACCCAUGCCAAACCUCUCGCUGAUUGUGCUCUAUGGACCGGCGCGCUAUCAGUUCGAGCAUGCGGUGCUCCGCGAGGAUGUUGAUGAGCGACGCGUUUGCAUUGCGUACCGAGAGUUUACGCCCAUGUAUAUAGAUGGCUUGGACAAGCAGCAGGGCGAUUUGGACCAUAUUUCAUAUAAAAAUCGAGAAUAUUAUUGUCAGACGAUUGCUUGGAACUUGUUAACGAAAAAAUGCAAAUGAAGACGAACGCCAAAAUCAAACGCGGCAGCUGUGCGAGAAAAGUGCGUCCUGUCUGGUUGUACCCUAACGACUUAAUGCGCUCAACGCAGCUUUUCACACGACCAUGGACCGGAGCUGAGCGCAGCAGGAAUAACCAAGGAGCAAAGCUGCGAAGCUUCCAACCAACUGAGAGAGACGAACUGAGAGCGAAACUCAUCUC
Drosophila montana is the source of this 1572-nucleotide messenger RNA. Its product is annotated as alpha-ketoglutarate-dependent dioxygenase alkB homolog 4. Gene Ontology annotation, biological process: demethylation. NCBI's taxonomy places the organism in Eukaryota, Metazoa, Arthropoda, Insecta, Diptera, Drosophilidae. Gene Ontology annotation, molecular function: demethylase activity; oxidoreductase activity. The record is from RefSeq and is a predicted model, not a curated record. Bases 420 to 1373 code for a protein of 317 amino acids. The transcript is spliced from 5 exons.